UUCUUUCAUUGGCUGGUUUACUGAGAAAAGUUGCUUAAAUAAACGCUCUUCAGAGUCUAGUUCCACGCAGUCUCCUCUCCAUCAUCAUCAGAAGUGCAACAGCUUUAACCAAGAAGACGUCUUUAACAAUGGCUAUGCCGAAUAUGUUGGUCAUCUCCCUCACGCUCGUUGCUGUGUGCGUCGCGAUGCCAAGCGCACAACUCGCAAAAAUGAAGCGAUCAGUUUGCUCCUCAGCCGACGUAAGUGGCUGCAAUAGCUGGGCCGCGAUCGGAUACUGCCAUAGUGGAUCUAUUUACCAUGACUUUAUGAUGAGCAAUUGCCAAGCUGCUUGCGAAAUAUGCGAAGCACCACCAACGACGCCGCCACCGCCACCACCGCCACCGUCAAACGUCGCAGUCGUCUCUUCUGAAUGUUUGGGUGCCCAUAACAAUAAGCGGGCACUCCAUCAAAACACCCCGAAUCUUUCCUGGAAUGCGGACAUGGCCACCGAAGCUGCCGCAUACGCAUUGAAACUCGCCCAGACUCAAAACUUCGUUCACUCCGACACGUCUGACGGAGAGAACUUGUACAAUAAGGAAACGACUUCGGGUACAGUCUCGACGUGCCAAGACGCUGUCGAUUCGUGGUACAGCGAAAUUGAUAACUACGACUACACACGCUACACUAACCACCCAGGGGGCGCUAUUGGACACUUUACACAGAUUGUGUGGAAGUCAACCACUGAAGUGGGUGUUGGCGUGGCCAAGGCCAUUGUCGGUGGCUGGACCAAGACUUACAUCGUGGCACGUUACCGAACAGCAGGCAACGUAAAGGGCCAGUCUCACUACGAUGAAAAUGUCAAACCUUUAUCAUAAAUCACACUAAUUAUUGAUGAGUGAAUUAGCAAAAGAUUAAAUCAACUGAUGUGGUGUCUGUAGGGUUGUUAGAGCUGAUAGUUGCAAUUAUAUUCAUAGAAUAAUAAGUAUUUGGGAUAAACCAGUAAAACGCGGGUAAAAUUACUAGGUGUGGGUGGAACAUCAAAGGAAUGGUCAUUAAACAUGGGAAAUCAAUCAA
Nematostella vectensis (starlet sea anemone) is the source of this 1053-nucleotide messenger RNA. Its product is annotated as protein PRY2. Bases 129 to 854 code for a protein of 241 amino acids. The transcript is spliced from 6 exons. Lineage: Eukaryota; Metazoa; Cnidaria; Anthozoa; Actiniaria; Edwardsiidae. The record is from RefSeq and is a predicted model, not a curated record. Gene Ontology annotation, cellular component: extracellular region.